Molecule: messenger RNA, 2107 nt
Organism: Sander lucioperca (pikeperch)
Lineage: Eukaryota; Metazoa; Chordata; Actinopteri; Perciformes; Percidae
Gene: bloc1s5
Product: biogenesis of lysosomal organelles complex-1, subunit 5, muted
Exons: 5
Coding region: 319-774 (151 amino acids)
Cellular component (GO): transport vesicle; BLOC-1 complex
Source: RefSeq, a predicted model, not a curated record
AUAUUUACAUUGCAGUCAGCUGACUUCCAUUCACAUGACUGCAAUUAGCAAAAGAGCAUUGCAGUUUUUGUCAUAUUGUAGGUGGUCUUUAUUACUAUGUCAUUAAAAUAAAGGCUACGUUAAUGACAGAUAGUUUAGGUCAGCUAGGUAGCGUUUUCGCUUUCACAAUUAGUUGCCAGUUAGCUGAGCAUUUGGAACAUUUAGCAAGUGAUUAGCUAGCACUUAGUUAGUAACUAGCUAGCUGGUUGAGCUAGCUGCUCCAAAGGAGACAACUUUAAUUUAACUACUAAAAUUAACGUGCCAGCAGCGUUUGUAAGAAUGGACAAAAUUGCUAAAGAUGUGGGUGAUAUCCAGUCCCGACUGUUAGACCACAGACCAAUCAUCAAUGCAGAGGUCCGCUACUUCGUGAGAGAGUUUGAGGAAAAACGUGGACACAGGGAGAGCAGACUGCUGGAGAACCUCAAUAAAAUGGUUUCGGAAACAAAUGAGCAAAUCCUGCCAACAGAUUUAGAGGGCAUGCUGUCUGAUGUUGUUAAACGGUUGGAGGCUGCUAAUCACAUGGCAGAGAGAGUCCAGCAGAGGGAGCUAGAGGCACAGCAGAGCAUGCAACUGCAGGUGAACAUGGAGCAUUUGAAAGAUGAUUGGGCAGAGUUUCUAAAAGAACAGCAGAGAUUAAAGGAGGAGGUGAAUGAAGAGCACGCCAAGGCUGUAGGACAACUUAGCACCAAGUACAGCGAAAAGAAGAAGGACUUGACCAAGUUUUCACUCCUCUAAUCAGUUGAUGUUUGCGAGGGUGUGAAUGAACAAACCUCUCUUAUUCCAUGCUUGUGUUUGUUAUGGACAUGGACGUCAGUUCUGCAUGUGCAAAAAAUCGCCUUUGAUUGAUGAACUCGGCCGUUGGCAUAAAACGUAGAGGUUUUGUGCCUGCACAAGACUCAACAUUUUCCAAAUCGUGAAUAUGAAAGUGUGAUUAACAACGUGGCAUUUCACAGGCCAUCAAACUCAAAAGUUUCUGUCUUUAGCGCAUGGAAUUUUCACGGCACCUAAAAGGUCUGGAAUAUGUAAUUUUUAAACAAGCAAUCAUGUGAUUGUUCCUUGGCCGUGAAGUUUUCAACAUUUCAAGAUUUUUAAUGGAUGCCUGCCUGAAGGGUGCUGAUGAUAAAUUUGCAUCUGCCUCAAGUUGAAAGGAACCUGGAGUUUAGCACCAAGGCGAGAUAUUCUAAGCACUGAAAGCCAGAUCAUUAAAUGUUAAAGGAGCCCUUCUGAGCAGGUGUGUUUAAAGCACAAGUGUUGUAGAAACAAGCUCAAACUAAACAGUUUCCAGAACAAAUCAUCCCUCAUCAGCUAUCCCGUGUUUGGAACAUUUGACCUCUGACAUUAACUUUGUGUAAACCAACAGUCUGUGAAGUAACUUUCAUUAUAAAAGGCCUUUGCUGAAACCAAUUUAAAUGAUCAGCAGCAGCUGUUUUUUGUUUGCUUUGCCACCUCAAAUCUGAUUUAAAUGAGUUACAAAUCCGAUAUUUUCAUUGCUGUUUAAACAGAAAAAAACAUGAAUCACAUGAUUUUGUUUUUCUAGUUUGAAUUUCUGUCUGGUUAUGUGUACAUAAAAAAAGAUAAACACAAAGUGUUCAUUUCUAUUUUGCAUUUUGUAUUUAUCAUAUUGCACACUAAGGCAUUUACAACAGUGGAAAUACUCACCUUAUACGGUUUUAUCCCAGUUAUACAGCAAACACAAUAAUAUAUAAAAGUUGUAAUAUAUAAAAGCCUGUGUGGAUCUUGACCCUGAAGCGGAGGUUGAUGUUAGACACACAGCACUUUUAAUGAAGGGUUUUGUUUUUGCUCCAGACAAUGGUAGGCUGUUGGACAGGUUAAUGGAUGGGUGGGCACGCUGGGCACAUUCCUGGCAUGGCUGAGAACAGAGUUCAUCUCAGACAAUGUAAUAGAACAAAUAUUUUAGAUACCCCCCUUCACAUCCCUACCACACACUCCUUUAAACUGCCCAGACACCUCAGCUGUCAAAUGUAUCAUCUAAAGAAGCAAGUUUAGACUUCACCUCAUCCAUCAGCCAAAGUAAAACACAGUUCCUGUAAGAAAAAUAAGAAUAAAA